Messenger RNA from Aspergillus calidoustus, 468 nucleotides. Lineage: Eukaryota; Fungi; Ascomycota; Eurotiomycetes; Eurotiales; Aspergillaceae. The record is from the annotation of a GenBank genome assembly.
AUGCUCGGCAGGGCAAUCCUCCCACCAGGGCUUCAGAACAUGCCAUGCUCGCAGAUCGAUUUGCGCGAGCCAGACACCGCACUGCUCGAGCUCUACCUCGCACACGGCGUGAAAUUGGAACCGGACCUUCUCUUUUACGCGGUAGCCCCGCGCGUCCCACAAAGCGAGGUCAUGGCCCGCUUCCUGCUCGGCAGGGGCGUGGAUCCGAAUGGGCCCUUUUCUGGUGCCGGCGGCCGCGGCGUCGACUAUUGGGGUGCGCCGUUGCACUGCGCUGUCUGGAGGGGGAGGGUGGAUCCGGAUGUUGUUGCUGGGCGGAGGAAGUUAAGGAGGAAGGCUCCGGGGGAGGUUGCUGAGAGGGUGGGGCAUCGAGAGAGGCGUGAGGAGAUACUUGGUCUUCUGCAAUCGUAUUCUCGCCGAGAACCUAGCAAUGAGCCGAGCCAGGGCGGAGUGGAAGGUGGUAUUGCUUAG